GAGAAAUGCGGAAGGCAGUGUCAAAACAAGUGAACAUCUGUGUUAGGGAUCCUAACCUCAAAAAAAGUACUUAACCGUCAAGUCUAUUUUAUAGUGAAAUGUCGUUUUUUAAAAAGCCAAAGAAAAAUAUCCGACGAAGACCUUUUGGAAGUAAUGAGAAUGACGAAAGUGCGGAAGAAAACGGUAGUCACAUGGAUGUGGACGACGAGGAACAAAGUAUGGCUCAAAUCAGAGAGAAAAUUGCUAAAGCCAAGAAGAAGGAACAACGUAAACAAACGUUAUUAAGUUUCGAGGAAGAUUUCAAUGAAGCUGAUGAUGGAGAAGUCUUUCAAGUUAAAAAAUCAUCUCAGAGUAAAAAGAUGAUGAAGCUUCUUGACAAGGAGAGGAAAAAGAAAAAAGAAGUGAAACCAGAAAAGAUGGAGAUAGAAGAAGAUUUACCGAAGAAAGAUAAGGAAAUAGUUACGGGUGAUCUUGUGAUGGUUGUGAAGCAGACAGAGCCUGUCCGUCCAGUUGUACCUAUUCUCAAUGGGCGACAGGCUGAAUUAGCUGAUCCAGAUUAUCAAAGUGAAGAUGAGGAGGAGGAAGAUGACAAAAGCAAAUUGAAAAAACCCUCUCAACAUAAAUUUUCUCAGCCAGACAACAUGAAACUAAUAUUAGAAAGUGGCAGGAUUCCGGAUGCAGCCAUGAUCCAUGCUGCCAGAAAACGGCGCCAGAAAGCCAGAGAAAUGGGAGGCGAGUUUAUACCGGUAGAGGACACUCAAAAAUACAAUACUUCUUCAUCAAAGUCUCGGCUUGUUCGUGAAGAUGAUAACGAUAACAGUGAUGAUGAGGAAGAACCUGUGCAGAUGGCUGUACCAUCAGCAGCAAGAGAUCGUGACAGAAAGCGUGAAGCCUUUAUGUCUGUUCAAAAUGACGAUGAAGACCAGGAAAGUGACAAGGGUGAGGAGGAAGAGUGGGAGUCACAGCAGAUUCGGAAAGGUGUUACCGGAGCACAGUUGGCUGCUGUUCAGCAAGAAACUUUGUAUCAGCAACAGUACACAAUACCAAUAGUACCACUUGCUAGUUUGGAAGCUGGUGUCUCCAUGGACAUGUCACCUUCUGUUCCUGUUUUAUCAGAAACUAUGACUACAGAAACAAUACCUAUCGUUGACAAAAGAUUUGGUGGUCUCAAAGCGGAGAAUGGUACCGGAACAACCCCUCAGAAUAUCUCAGCCAAACUCAAAGAGAGAUUAAAAGAUUUGCAAGAAGUUCAUAGAAGACACUGUCUUGAUCGUGAUCAAGUCACUGAUGAUUUGGUUGCAACACAAAGCGAGGUCCAGCGCCUAGAGGCAGAAACACCGAAGCUGGCAGAGCGUUUUCGCUUUUACCAAGAGUUGCGUGGGUAUGUCACAGACUUGGUAGAAUGUCUUGACGAGAAGAUGCCGAUCCUUAUGAAUUUGGAGCAACGUGUGUUGUCGUUAUGGCGUAAGCGAGCAGAGGAAUUAAUUGCAAGGCGAAGACAAGAUGUUUUAGACCAAGCGAAUGAAAACGCACCCUCUAAUGCAAAGCGUAAUAAAGAAGAAGACGAUGCCCGAACACGUCGUGCUGCUGAAAGAGAGGGUCGACGUAUUCGCCGCAGCAGAGCACGGGAAUCAAAAAAAUUGGCCAACAUCAAUGCAUCAAAGCAUCUUGAUGGAAUGUCAAGUGACGAAGAAAUGACUGAGCUGGAACUGGCAUCUUUCCGCACUCAAAGCGAAAAUAUAGAGGCAGAUGCGCAUCUUGUGUUUGAAGAUGUAGUUGACGAAUUCUGCACUGUGAAGUCUGUACUACGACACUUUGAAAAGUGGCGCUCAACAGAUUGGGAAUCGUACACAGAGGCUUAUGUUAGUCUGUGCAUACCGAAAGUGUUGUCUCCACUUCUGAGAGUACAAAUGUUGAUGUGGAACCCAUUAUUGAAUGAUCAAAGUAGAAUAGAAAGAAUGAAGUGGUAUGAUAAUUUGCUAUUUUAUGGUUUGGAACCAAAUGAAACUGAAGAUGAUCUGCGAAGUGAUCCAGAUCUUAAACUUAUUCCUCUUGUAAUAGAGAAGGUUGUGUUACCUAAACUUAACAAUGUUGUUAAUGCUACUUGGGACCCUCUGUCUACAUCCCAAACACAACGAUUAGUAUCUCUCUUAAGUCACCUUCUUCAGGAAUACCCUUCCUUAGUGAGUUCUAGCAAGCCUUUAAACAACCUUCUGUCAACAAUUGUUGAAAAAAUGAAGGCUGUUGUGGAAAACGAUGUAUUCAUCCCCAUUUAUCCCAGACAGUUGGAUGCAAAGUCUGGACAAGCUACCAAUGUUGCUCCUGGAAUGCCAGCAUUUUUUCAGAGACAGACAGUCAGUGCUAUAAAGUUGUUGCGAAACCUGCUUUGUUGGCAAGGUGUUGUAAGUGAUCUUGUUUUGCAAGAAGUUGCUCUUGGCGCACUGUUGAAUCGCUAUCUCAUGGUCGCAUUGCGCACUUCCGAACCAGUCGACGCUGCUGCGAAAUGCCACAUGAUUGCAAGUACAUUCCCAAAGUGGUGGUUCCAGAGUGAGACCAAACUUCCACAGCUUCAAAUGUUUGCAAACCAGUGUAAACACAUUAUUACUCUCUUAGAUGUGACCACUCCUGCUGGAAGACAAGGCCUGGAGCGCAUCAGUGUCAUUCUUAAAACUUUAUCUCCAGUCAUAACACCCGUGUGACAACAAUUUUCUUCUGAUUUUGACUUUACUCGACUCUAGAUAUCUUGUUCAGAAAGUUAUGCACUUGCAUAUAACAAUUGCCUUUAAUUUUUUUUACUCUUUUAAUUUUGCCUUGAAUCUUCACAAUCAGUACUCCAGUGCAAAUUAAUGUUCAAUGAUGCAAAUUGGGUCAUGUAAUACCUAUAAGUGUAGAUGUUUUACCUAUGUAAAUAACACAUUGCUGAAAACCCGCGUUCAAAGUACCCACUUUUUUCUGUUAAUUCUUUGGUUGAAAACCGUUACAUCACUGCCUUCACUUUGGACUGUAUUUCAAAACUUUUAUAUUAGGUAUUCAGUCCUUACAACUGAUAAAAAAUUUUCAUUCUGUAUUCACCUGAUCGCAGCUGAACUCAAUUGUAGCAAAUAUUGUGUCAUUUCAGAUACUAAGUGAUUGUACAGUAAAUGUAUUUUUCUAUAUUUUUUGUCUUUUGCUGUAAGUGUUUUGCAUAUAGGCUGUGAAAUUUAGUAAUGUGGCCAAGAAAGUUGUUCGUUAGUGUAUGGUUGUGUGAGCAGUGACAGUGCUGAAGGCUUUAUACCCUCCUCAAAAAGUACACCUGAUUCACACCAGUACAGCACAUUUGAAGAGAUUUUAGAAAAUUUUUAAUGUUCUAGGAUGUGGUUACAAUACUCUCCCAAUUGAAAUUUCCGUAUUUUAUCUUACUAAUUUUAUAAUAUAAAUUCAUUGGAAAUUUUCUUUGAGGAAUAUUUUCUUACCCUUCCUUAAAAUGCGUCUUCACUAAUUUUGUACUCAAUUGUAGAAAACCAAUUUGAUAAUCUUUAUUAUCUGUAGCGUUUUUGAAAAUUGUGAGUCCUGCUUGCCUCUUUAUAAAGUCAAACCUGCAACCUGUAGCUGGUCCAGCAUUUUUUUAGAAUGAGGUAGUUCACAACAAGACUCGAAGCUUCAGGGUAAGACUUUGCUAUCUUGAACUGAGCCUCCUGUAGAAACUGAGUUCCCCGAAACAACUGUCUUGAUUUUCUAGCUUGUCUUAAAUUAUCCCGAGCUUGGCUACGUCUUUGUGAGCCUUGUACAAUUUUUGAACGCCUUGUCUCAAAGAAUUAGGUUUAAGAUGAGUAUUGUGACUCAAAUUAAUUUGUGUUUAUCUUGCUAACUUUUCUUGGACCCUUUGGUCCCUGACAUUGUGAUUUUAUUAAACUUUAAAUAGAGUGGUAGUAAUAUAUCAGCUCUAUUGCUCAAGGGUUGUUGAUGCAAAUCUUGAAAGCUUUGAGUCUGAAUACUUAAAGUCAGCAGUAGCCACAGCAAGUACAAGCCACAGUAUUGUAAAUUGAAUGGUAAAGAAAUUAUACAAAUGGUUUUGUAUUAUAUUAACUAAUGUGAAGAAAUGUUUUGCAUUUUUUGAAGAAUGAUAAAACUGAAUACUCCUUUA
Messenger RNA from Thrips palmi, 4123 nucleotides. RefSeq names its product PAX3- and PAX7-binding protein 1. Gene Ontology annotation, biological process: spliceosomal complex disassembly; mRNA splicing, via spliceosome. The record is from RefSeq and is a predicted model, not a curated record. Bases 99 to 2699 code for a protein of 866 amino acids. Gene Ontology annotation, molecular function: DNA binding. Gene Ontology annotation, cellular component: U2-type post-mRNA release spliceosomal complex; nucleus. NCBI's taxonomy places the organism in Eukaryota, Metazoa, Arthropoda, Insecta, Thysanoptera, Thripidae. The transcript is spliced from 15 exons.